Messenger RNA from Chlamydomonas reinhardtii, 2060 nucleotides. RefSeq lists its product as uncharacterized. Gene Ontology annotation, molecular function: xylosyltransferase activity; glucuronosyltransferase activity. The coding region runs from base 303 to 1502 and encodes 399 amino acids. The transcript is spliced from 9 exons. The record is from RefSeq and is a predicted model, not a curated record. Lineage: Eukaryota; Viridiplantae; Chlorophyta; Chlorophyceae; Chlamydomonadales; Chlamydomonadaceae. Gene Ontology annotation, biological process: protein O-linked glycosylation via mannose.
CUUCACGUUCUUCUCGCAAUAAAAUCACGGCUCCUAGUCCACACACACGAAAGAAAUGCAUGAAGACGAGGCCGUAACAUAUCGCCAGCGUGUUUUGACGUGCGAUGAGUAGCAACAAAGAAGUUCUGCUGGUCCUCUUAUCAUUGAUUGCAUUGAUAGGCAAAUCCGAGCAUGCUGGUUUGGUCAGCGAAGUCCAUGGGCGGCAUUUACACGCCGAGGACACGUCAAGCAGCCCCAGCAGCUUGUUAGAGGCGUGCUACAACAAGCAGUAUGACCCGACCCCAACAACCUUCGAGUCGUUCAUGUCGGGCGUGCCAGUCAGCUUCCGGCUGCGGCGAGUAUGGUGGAGCGCCAAGACGAGCCCCUUCCCCGUCACCAUCUUUACCACCGCCACGCUUGACCGUUUGGACAUGCUGGAGACCCAGUGCAAGAGCUACCCGGGGGGCCCGCACGCCGCGGCGGUCUACGUGCCGCUGGUUCAGGAGCAUGGCGGCGAGCUCACCAUCCCCAACGAGCAGCUGAUUGCCCUCGCCGAGUCACGCGUCCAGGCGCUUUUCGAUCGCAUGGAGGGCAUUGUCAACGCCUGCCACAUGCACGUGCUCCUGCUGUACGAAGUCACCUCCGACCCGGCGCUGGCGCACCUCACGCCCAUCAACGGCCUGCGCAACGCGGCGCUGCUGGCCGUGCGCACGCCGCUAUUAGUCAUGGUGGACGUGGACCUGUGCGUCAGCGCCAGCUUAGUAAGGUUCCUGUCGGAGCCGUCCAAUGGGGACAAGCUGGUGGCGAGCUCGUCCAACACGUUCUGGGUCCUGCCGGCAUGGGACGUGAGCGCGGGGCUGAGCCGCGUGGAGAUUGACCACAUAGCCGAGUCGGCGCUGGCAGGCGACAAGAUGACCCUGGCCAAGCUGUGGGCGAGCGGGCGGCUGCACUGGUUCGGCCAGCUCUACUUCCAGCUGGGGCACGCACCUACAAACUACACACGGUGGCUGCUUUCUCGGAAGUCGUACCUCAUCGACUACAGCAUCGGUUACGAGCCAUGGGGCAUCCUCAGCCGCGACCGGCAGGUGGUGGUGCCGUACGACGCACGCUUCCGCGGCUGCUACAACGACAAAAUCACGCAGGUGGUGACGCUGCACCACUCGCGCAUCCUGUUCCGCGCGCUGCCCAAUGCCUGGGUGGUGCACCGCCCCCACACACUCAACCCGGCGGCGGGCAUCGCCAAGAACCGCACCGGCAGCACCACAUCGCUGACGGGGGUGGGCUCGCUAUCUGAGGUGGUUAGCAUGUACGGCAAGAACGCGUCCAAGUUCGAGCACCACAAGGACUGGUCGCACGUGCUGCUUGACGAUUCCAUCGUGCGCAUGCUGGCGGCGCGGUACCGGCCGUUCCCGGGGCGAGCGUACGCAUACUGCCGGUCUGUGCUGCCGUGGAUGGAGAACCUGAAGAGGCAAAACCUCAUUAGCGGCGAUGGCACGAGGAGGAGGAGGUUAAGAGGCCGGUAGCGGCUUGGGAUUCGGGAGUAGGGGUUAUGUAUGAUGUACAGUGCUUCGUAUGGUGAAGGCUAACUCGUGCGGCGCAGACGCACUGCCGUGUGUGGCUAGUGUACAUUCGUACAGAACAGGGUAGCGUAGGCAGUAGCGUGUGGUGAGCUUGCGGCUUAGGCUCAGCUGCUCCAGGGGAGGCUGGCACGUUUGUAGCCAGGUCUGCAGCAGCUAGCAGGUGUGCAUACAACAGGUCAUCCCCGUCGAGACAGGCUUUAGGGCGGGUGUCUUACCCAGCUAGGUUUCGUCUGUUAUAAUGACACGCAGGACGUGAGGGUUUCGUGCGCGAUGACGCGAUGUGUAGGGCCGGGUACCACCUGAGUCGUACCUAGGCAUUAGGAAGGAUGCGAAUUACAAUUGAAGGGACAGUCCGACAAGCGGGGGCACACCGUACCCACGCCGCAUUAGCUCCGUAGUCCGUACCGUAUCACAUUUGAGUGGGGCGAGUGGGGCGCGUGCUUACGCCCCUGGCACUUCAUGGCGGCAGGCCGUCUGGACGGACGGAAAUGCAAGUUGUGG